UCGGAUAAAGUGGCCAUAGUGCAAGUUGAUUAUGCUAAUCCUGCAUCGUUGGAGAGCGCGUUGGAAGGCGUGGAUGUGUUGGUAAGCACUUUGGGGAUGGGAACGUGGACGAAGGUUGCUCAGGACAACUUACUUCAAGCCGCCCUCGCCUCAAAAGUAAAGGUGUACUUUCCAUCAGAGUGGGGCGUCGACUUGGACAUCAGUCCAUACCCCUUCCCAGCCCUCAAUGUUAAGACCAAACAUGUUGAAGAAGCUAGACAGGCUGGGCUUAAAACGGUUGUCUUCGUCGUCGGGUUGUUUUCCGAGUUAAUUCUUGCGCCCAUCUUUGGGUGCUGGACUGCGCCGAACGCAGUGAAUAUUCCUGAUUCCGGCAAGCGUAAAGGCGUCUUCACAUGCAAAAAGCACAUUGUGCAGUAUGCACUUCGAGCCGUCAUCCUCGCUUCUCAGGACCCAGCGAAGUUCCCAGAUAAGGUUCGCGUUUGGGACGAUAAUAGACCCUGGGAUGAAUACGUCGCAGAGCUCGAACAAGUCUUAGGAAGAGAACUCGUAAAGAAUGUCAUCCCCAAGGAACAACUCGUGCAAGAUUUCGCCACAGAGCCUUCCUUCACCGGCCUUGGAAGGUUACUCACUGCCGAUGGCCUAACCGAUUAUUCGGACAACCAUAACGAAUUGUUGAACCCAGGCGAGAAGUUUUUCAAACGGCAGACUGUUGGGGAGACUUUGAAGGAGGUACGUUACGAUGUGAUAUCACCGGUGUUGGGAGUGGUUGGCUGAUGGUUGAUUGGGCUACCCAGGCUGCGACGGGAUGACAUGACUAUCCGGCCGAGUACCAAAUUUCUCUUUUUCUUUGGGGUCGCCAGUGCAUGUGUAGAGAUUAUGUCGUGGACUCGCGCCCGGAAGAUGUAUUCCGUUUAUUUGAUGUAGGGAAUGAAUUUUCACGGUCAAAACAGAUUAAGUCGCGAUCUCCAGGAAGCCACGUUGCGAGUGGCAUCAGUAACAUUCCUUUUGAUUGAGUUCGGCGAAUAUCCACCCGCUGCAGAAGCGAGAAA
Cantharellus anzutake is the source of this 1049-nucleotide messenger RNA. RefSeq lists its product as uncharacterized. Lineage: Eukaryota; Fungi; Basidiomycota; Agaricomycetes; Cantharellales; Hydnaceae. The transcript has 5 exons. The coding region runs from base 97 to 774 and encodes 225 amino acids. The record is from RefSeq and is a predicted model, not a curated record.